AUGCGACCGGCGCAGGCGCGCAGGGAUGUGCUCGCGUCGCUGCGCAUGGCCUCAAUGGAGGAGAUUGCGCGGGCCUCGCUGCCCGCUGAAAUUAUGACUUCCAUUUUGGAUUACUUAGACCCCGUUGACCUCAUUCGAGCUGCACGAUCGAGCAAACUGUUGCAUGAAAUGGCAUAUGACGAUACGCGAUGGGUUCAACUAUUGAAGCGGAUUGGAUGUUGGAACGAGGCAGAUGCGCGGAAACACGUUGAGGCGUCCUAUGGAAAAAUUGCCAAUCCGCAUCUUGGAGAUCAUGAUGGUAUGCCUGCACAAGAAGGCGGUGUAAUACCAUCUAUACUGGUCGAACCAGCCCCGGUCCCAACGGUGCAGGAGGUGUCUGACGGAUUCGACAAAAUUGACUUGGUCAAUACGAGCUUGAUAUCUACACCGGAGGUGGAGGAUGGAAACGACCCGGAUCUCGUGAUAUUGAAAUCUGCAAAAUCAAUACGGGGCGAGGCACGGCAGCAGUAUGGAAGAAUUCAUGGUGCUCUAGCGCCGUUCUACAGCGACAUCGCACAAAAAGGUCCCUCAAUGGACAAUUUGGUCUUCACCCGAUAUAAAGAUCCCCAAUCACGAGCACAGAUGCUGUCGCAGCUGGUAGCGUUCUCAAGAUCUGAUAUGACAGACGGUUGGCAGGAUCGGACCGAUCGUCUUGAGAGAACAGUAGCCUUGUUCGAAACGGCCUCUUUGAAUGAGUUCCGGAACGCAUACGAAGCUGACGACAUCGAUGAGAAUAUGCGAAAGUACGCCCAUGUGCUCUGGACACUGAAUGGUGGCCAAGGGGCUGUCGACGCAUUCAUUGACCAUAACCAUUUGAUGACUCGUCGAACUGAGCUGGGCACCGUGGCAGACUGCAUUGAUGCGUCUGGAAAGAUCAAAUUGCAGCAUACGCAAGCGUACUUUACGCGAUUAAGCGUUGCCUUCAACGAGGAGAUUGCUGUCAUGAAUCGAGCCUUUCCUCCUGAAUUAGAUGUCGCAUCACCAUUUUUGGAAAAAGUGGGAAAAGAGUUGCUCUAUCCAUUCCUCACGGCCAUCUUCGACGAGCUGCAUCGCAGCAACAUGGAAGCAUAUCUCACCGCUGUCUCGGUGACCUUCGUACAGUGCCUCAAUCUGUCCGAAUCUCUCCUGCCCGUUAGAAACUCUGGCGAAAUGUUCGACCAGUACUUGGACUCGGUCGUGAUCAAGAUUUUCGAGCCGCAUAUUGAUCUGUAUCUCGCGGAAGAACUCGACUUCUUUCGUAAGGGGUGCGAGGCUGCCAUUGAUGAUUGGGACCGUCAACUCUCCGAGCAGGCUGCCUCUGCCGAGUCAUUCCUCAUGUCCAAUAUCAACCGCCAGGCUGACAAGCGAGAUUUCCUCACGUCAUUCAAAAAGGUGAUUAUGAUGCCCGUGAACAUUUUGCCGGGAUUUUCGGGAAACAAAGCCACGAAUGGUGGGCCCGCGACUGGCCCCGAAGUAAACGGCGCCGUUGCAUCUGCAGCGAAAAACCCGAAUCGAUUUUCUACCAUUGCGUCUCCAGCAACACCGACGUUAGAGGAGGCCCCUACUACGGAGCUAGCUGCGAAGGCGGCGAUCAUGAAGACAAAAAUGGAGGGUAUCAAAUCCCUGUUCAGCAUUGAAAUCGCUCUGAAUCUCGUGCAUUCAGCCAAGUCCAGUCUAGAAAGAGCGGCGCAAUUUGUACGCUUGGGCGGAGAGUACGGACGGGCGGCGAAGCGUCAAUGCGAGGCGAUCUUUGUCGCUCUCCUCCGUCUGCUUGGUCAUCGCCACGUGAUUGUUGGCUUUGACAAAGCUGUUGAUCAUCUCUCCAACUAUCGGCCACGAGAGCAGGAAGAGCGCGAUUCUUCGGGGGUGGAGCCCCUGGUGACCUUCUUGGAGCUGGUCAAUGUGGGCGACCUCAUUUUGCAGAUGGUGGAUGUCUUCUAUGAGCAAGAGCUGAUCGCUACGAGGUUGACGGAUCGGCAAGACUUUCUUGACCCUGCCGUUAAAGAGAAGAAAAAGUUUGAGCAGAUGCUGGAUGAACGUGUGGCUGCAGGCCUCAACAAAGGCAUCGAUGUCCUGAUGGAGGAGGUAGAUUACAUGCUCGCGACACGACAGCUUGCGACUGAUUUCAAUCCCGGCGUCUCCGCAGAUCCUCACCGACAGACAAUGGACGUCGGCAUCAGUCAAGCAGCGGCGGCCGUGGUCGAUGUUGUUUCGUCCCAUACACAGAUGUUGGUCGGUAGUACCGACAAGAGCACCCUGGACGUGUUCAACCAGGAAGUCGGUCUGCGCCUGUUCACUGCGCUCUGUAAACAUCUGAAGCGACAGCGAAUCAGCGUCGAAGGCUCUCUGAAGCUGAUCAGCGACAUGAAUCAUUACUUCAAGUUCGUUCAAAGCCUUCGAAACAACGAGCUUUUGGUUUAUUUCAAGGCCUUCCGUGAACUGGCUCAGAUCUACUUGAUUGAUCCAUCUGACGCCAAAGAACUGGCAACCAUCAUUGCCGACGCCGAUCGGUUUCACGGCAUCUGGCGGGUGGAGGAAGUCUUGGAAUUUGCGGAGCGCCGAGUGGACUGGUAUCAGGUCAAAGGAGAUGUAGAGCGAGCCAUGUACGGCGCCAAUUGUAGCAUGAUGUAA
Molecule: messenger RNA, 2649 nt
Organism: Penicillium oxalicum
Lineage: Eukaryota; Fungi; Ascomycota; Eurotiomycetes; Eurotiales; Aspergillaceae
Exons: 3
Coding region: 1-2649 (882 amino acids)
Biological process (GO): exocytosis; Golgi to plasma membrane transport
Cellular component (GO): cytoplasm; exocyst
Molecular function (GO): protein binding
Source: RefSeq, a predicted model, not a curated record